Messenger RNA from Paramisgurnus dabryanus, 1616 nucleotides. RefSeq names its product polymerase (DNA directed), beta (gene polb). The record is from RefSeq and is a predicted model, not a curated record. Gene Ontology annotation, cellular component: nucleus. Gene Ontology annotation, molecular function: DNA-directed DNA polymerase activity; DNA binding. NCBI's taxonomy places the organism in Eukaryota, Metazoa, Chordata, Actinopteri, Cypriniformes, Cobitidae. Gene Ontology annotation, biological process: base-excision repair; double-strand break repair via nonhomologous end joining.
AUCCCCGCCCCGUGUUCUUGCGUGGCUCUAAUGCUGCUAAUUCGAAGGCUUUGUCCUGUUGUGUGGAGCGUCAACUCAGCAUAUUUUCAAGUAAAAAUACAACGUUUACCAUUUCAUAUAUUAAAUCCACGAUUGUUAUCAAGCAUGAGUAAACGGAAAGCGCCACAGGAGACUCUGAAUGAAGGAAUUACAGACUUCCUUAUAGAGUUGGCAAAUUAUGAAAGAAAUGUCAACAGAGCCAUUCAUAAAUACAAUGCUUACAGAAAAGCAGCAUCUGUAAUCGCCAAAUAUCCACAGAAGAUCAAAAAUGGAACAGAAGCAAAGAAACUGGAUGGAGUUGGUGCAAAGAUUGCUGAGAAAAUCGACGAGUUUUUGACGACGGGGAAACUGCGGAAGCUGGAAAAGAUUCGCAAUGAUGACACAAGCUCGUCUAUCAACUUCUUAACCAGAGUGACUGGAAUCGGUCCUGCUGCAGCUCGAAAAUUUUAUGAUGAAGGGGUCAGAACAUUGGAAGAUUUAAAGAAGAUUGAACACAAACUAAACCACCAUCAGCAGAUUGGAUUAAAGUAUUUUGAAGAAUUUGAGAAGAGAAUACCUCGUGCCGAAAUGCAAACGAUGGAGUCUCUGAUAAUAAAGGAGCUGGAGUUGUUGAAUCCAGAAUACAUCGGCACCAUAUGUGGAAGCUACAGAAGAGGAGCAGAGUCGAGUGGUGAUAUUGAUAUACUGCUGACUCACCCAAACUUUACAUCUCAAUCUGAAAAACAGCCAAAACUUCUUCACGAUGUUGUGGAUCAUCUAGAGUCCAUCAACUUCAUCACUGACACCCUGUCUAAAGGAGACACCAAGUUUAUGGGUGUGUGUCAGCUACAGAAAGAAGAGGAGGAUAAAGAAGAUAAUAUUCAUCGUCGCAUUGACAUCAGGCUUAUUCCCAAAGAUCAGUAUUACUGUGGUGUGCUGUACUUCACUGGCAGUGACAUUUUCAACAAGCACAUGAGGACGCAUGCUUUGGAAAAGGGCUUUACUCUCAAUGAGUACACGAUUCGUCCCCUCGGGGUGACUGGUGUGGCUGGAGAACCUCUGCUGGUGGACAGUGAGAAGGACAUCUUCGACUAUAUCCAGUUUAAGUACAGGGAGCCAAAGGAACGAAGCGAGUGAAACACAGAUGCUAAGAGAAGUGUAAAAAAGCUGUUCUACCUCUUACAGAGAUGUAACAAAUCAGUCAAAAUUCAUACUUAAACUCUGUUUAAGUGCAAGUGUUUUAACUAGAGGACACAUUUCAGGAGGUGAUAUGCAUUUAAGUUUGAGGUUUUAUACGGUAGGUCAUAAAGGCAUCUGCAUAGCAGUAGUUGAGUGUUUUUCUUUUAAAUCAUGUGUUAUAUUUUAAUUUGAAGUCUGAAUUGCGGAGAGCUGUUAGAGAGAUGCACAGCCAAAUAAUGUGUCAGAUUAUGUUAUUCUCUCAAAGAUAAGACGGCAAACAUUUGCAUGUUAUAAAAGAUACUUGUAAAAUAUCCCAGUGGUGCUGUUUAUCAAGUUACAUUAUUUAUGUAGGCAUUAUAUUGUUUGAAAUAUUAAAAUGUAGUAAAAUGCAGUUGUCAAGUGUGUUUAUUGUCAUUUUC